AUGAGGAUCCGCCUACAGCCACCCAGGAGACCUCGAAAUAAGCGACCUCCAGUUAAGGUGAAUAUUGUUUUGCUGUCUUUGCCUGUUCGCUAUCUCCAUUUAAUCAACAAGCUGGCUCAACGACCAUCCAACUUUCCAACCACCGCCGCCGUCGAGGACGCCUCCGUGAAGAACUUUCGGUGUCAAUUAAGAGACACGGUCCGGUUAACCGCCCUGGCUGUCCUAGGCCGCGCAUGCCGCCAAUACCAGGACGGGUUCAAUGACAACGACACCGGCAUCAACAACCUAUUCGCCGAGGAGAACAGUCCUCACAAUGACUGCGUCAACCGCCCAUCCGCCGACAACAAAGCAGCAUUCUAUCGUAGUCGCCGCCCUGUGCAACAGCGGCUGCGGGAGAUGUAGGAGGACUGGGCAGCUUGCAAGGCCGAGGAGAUCCUAGAUUACGCGGACCGCAACGAAUGGAAGAACUCCUUCGUCGCGACCAAAGUUGCCUACGGUCCCACAGUCAAGAAAACCGCUUGGAUUCUCAGCGCCGUCGGAAUUACCCUACUCACUGAGAAGACGCAAGUUCUGCAGCGAUGGGCCGAUCACUUCCGAGGUGUCUUCAAUCGUCCCGCCACCAUCUCCGACGUCGUCUACGCUCAUCUACCUCAAGUGGAGACCAACGUCAACUUCGGCCACCAGCCCUCCACGAAACCGUGAGGGCCGUACAGCAGCUCUCCAACGGGAAAGCGCCCGGAUCGGACGCAAUCCCUGUUAAAAUCUACAAGCACGGUGACCACCGACUUACGGAUCAUCUGAUGAAUCCGUCCCAGGAGAUGUGGCGUAAGGGAGAAGUCCCCAGGACUUCUAGGGAACUGUAAUAGUUUACCUCUACAGGCGAAAAGAGAACCAUCAACUCUGCGAUAACCACAGAGGUAUCUCUUUCCUCAACAUCGCCGGAAAGUCUUCGCUCGCAUCCUCCUCAACCGUCUCAACAACCAUUUGGAAGAGGGUCUCCUGCCGGUAAGCCAGUGUGGCUUCCGCUAUCAUCGCGGGACAACCGACAUGAUAUUCGCUGCCUGCCAACUGCAGGAGAAAUGUCAGGAGAUGCGGACCCACCUGUAAUCUAUCUUCUUGGAUCUGACGAGAGCCUUCGACACGGUGAAUCGCAAAGGACUGUGGAAAAUCAUCCAAAAAUUUGGCCGUCCCGGGCGAUUCACUCAUAUGGUGUGUAAACUCCACGAUGACAUGAUGGCGUGCGUCACGGACAUUGCCGACGACUGCGCCCUCAACGUCACCUUGGAAGCUGACGUGCAAAGGAACAUGGACCUCAUCGCCGUCACCUGCGACAACUCUAGCCUGGUCAUCAAUGCGCAAAAGACAGUGGUUAUACACCGACCGCCAUCCAACGAUGCACCACAUCCGGCCAACUGUGGUCGACCUACCUGGCGGAGGACAGUGAAGGCAGUCACAGCAGUCUCGAAGUUAACCGCAUCACUGCCACCAAAGCCAAACGGGAAGCUCGAAAAUCUCAAUUGCCCCCACCUCGCAACUUCAACACUCAACCCUCCCCUCCCAACCUGCCCACGAUGUCAACGGACGCUCCGGGCACCAACCGGUCUCAGCGUGGCUAG
Messenger RNA from Spirometra erinaceieuropaei, 1616 nucleotides. The record is from the annotation of a GenBank genome assembly. Lineage: Eukaryota; Metazoa; Platyhelminthes; Cestoda; Diphyllobothriidea; Diphyllobothriidae.